Messenger RNA from Melanaphis sacchari, 1600 nucleotides. RefSeq names its product 2,3-bisphosphoglycerate-dependent phosphoglycerate mutase-like. The coding region runs from base 744 to 1514 and encodes 256 amino acids. The transcript has 5 exons. Gene Ontology annotation, molecular function: intramolecular phosphotransferase activity. Lineage: Eukaryota; Metazoa; Arthropoda; Insecta; Hemiptera; Aphididae. Gene Ontology annotation, biological process: glycolytic process. The record is from RefSeq and is a predicted model, not a curated record.
CUUGGCGGCGUUGCAGCGGCAGCACAUGCUACGCGCGCGUAAGACGGCCACCCGGUUUCUUCCCCUCACCGCGGGCCGGCGCUAUUCCCUCCCGUACGCGCCCUGACACUGAGGACCCCUCCAGGGUCGUCAGUCAUCGGUUAGGACGACGACGACGACCUCGGCGCACAGGUAAAACGACCCCUGGAAAAACGAAUCCGAGCGAGUGGGGAGUGGGCCCUCCCCGCUUACGACGGGCACGGUUGCGCCGUACGCGUGACCGUCUGCAGUGAUCGGUGCAGCAACGGUUACGGCGCAGAUCCGGUUAAACGGCGCGUAUUCAAAACAAAUCAUCAUCACCACCACCAACAACAACAACAACAACAACAACAACAACAAUAACAACAACAGCCGCAAACCAUACAACGACAUCGGCGCACCAGCAGCAACAGAAGAGUCAAAACACGCGGUGCGCGCGUACACAAAAACGCCGCGCCACCACCGUCUACGAGUAGCAGCAGUAGCACCAGCAGGCCCGUCGGCUGUGCCACGCUAUUAUAACUUCGGUACGGCCGUCCACGAUUAGACGUUUAGUGUUGAAACUGCCCCGGUGAGGCAAGCGAACGGCAAGGCGGCGACGCGCUGCGACCCGCGCGGGUACCACCGCACACACACGCAAGCGCGCGAUCGGCGCACGCACACGCACACGCACACACACACACAGCCACGAUAUAUUAUUAUAUCAGUAGUGCUCUAUCGCAAAAAUGACAGGAAGACGAAUUGUGGUAAUGGCCAGACAUGGCGAAAGUGAAUGGUCUAAAAACAAUGUGUUUUGUGGAUGGUACGAUUCACAUUUAUCUGACCGAGGUAUAAACGAAGCUCUCGAAUGCGCUGAAUUGUUGAAAAAAUCAAAUUAUAAAUUCGACAAAGCUUAUACAUCUUUGUUGACUAGAGCUCAUCAAACUCUAAAGAUAAUCACUGAACACAUUGGCCAGCCAAAUUUACCAGUGGAAGAAUCAUGGAGACUAAACGAAAGACAUUAUGGAGCUUUGACUGGAUUUAAUAAAGCUGAAGUAGCUGAAAAAUACGGCGAAAAUCAGGUACAAAUUUGGAGACGCAGUUUUGACGUUCUUCCACCGGAGAUGGAUAAGUCACAUACAUAUUAUAUGUCUAUUUGGUGCCACCCAAAAAUUGUGGCUCACUCAUACACCACAAGUGAAAAAUUUCCUUCUACCGAAUCACUUAAAGAGACAAUGGGGAGGGUCAUACCUUAUUGGGAUGAUUUUAUUGUGCCUAAUAUCAAACGAGGACAACGAAUUUUAAUCGUUGCCCAUGGUACGGUUUUGCGAAGUCUUAUCAAGUACUUAGAUGGAAUAUCAGAUAAUGAUAUUUGCUCAAUAAACAUCCCUUCGGGCAUUCCAUUCGUUUACGAAUUUGAUGAUGAUAUGAAUGUCGUGUCUUCGAAACAAUUUUUGGGUGAUAAAAAACGAAUCGAAGAAGGAAUAGCAAGAGCUGCGUCAAUCGGUUCUCAUUAAACUGCCAAUUAUGAAAUCGUCUUCAGCAAAUGACUAUUUUUAAUCUGGAAUUUUGUCAGAUAUUUGCUAAUUAAUUAUUAUGUUUU